AUGGCUUCUCUUUGUGAUUUCUGUGGGAAACAAAGGUCAAUGAUCUACUGCAGAUCAGAUGCGGCAUCGUUGUGCUUAUCAUGCGACCGUAAUGUUCAUUCAGCUAAUGCGCUGUCUCGGCGUCAUACAAGGACCCUUCUUUGUGAUCGUUGUGGUUCACAGCCUGCAUCAGUCCGAUGUCUUCAGGACAACGCAUCACUUUGCCAAAACUGUGAUUGGAAUGGGCACGAUGCAGCAUCAGGGGCUUCUGGGCAUAAAAGGCAGGCCAUAAACUGUUACUCAGGGUGCCCCUCAUCAGCAGAGCUUUCGAGAAUCUGGUCAUUUAUUAUGGAUAUCCCGACUGUAGCUGCUGAGCCCAACUGUGAGGAUGGACUAAGCAUGAUGACAAUUGAUGACAGUGAUGUGACGAAUCAUCAUGGUGCUUCAGAUGAUAAAAGACUGUUGGAAAUAGCUAACACAACACUCAUGAGCGAUCCACCUUCAGCCGACAAGCUUAAACCUCUGAUAGGCUCUUCUUUCGGAGAUGGGUUUGAUGUUCUGCCUCUAGCCACAGAUCAGCCUGCUGGACCAGUUUCAGUGACGCCUAAGGUACCUUAUGCCAGAGAUGACGAUAAGUUCAAUGAUGGCAUGUAUGAAGACUUAUGUGUGGAUGAUGCUGACCUGACAUUUGAGAACUACGAAGAGCUAUUUGGUACCUCUCACAUUCGAACAGAGGAACUCUUUGAUGACGCUGUAAUUGACAGUUACUUUGAAACAAAGGAAACACCAGCUUUUUUCAACGAGCAGCCCAAAACUAUGCAGCUAGAAUGUAGCAAUGUAGUAUCAGCUGAUUGUGGGAUGUCAAACCCAGGGGCAAGGGCAGAUUCCAGCCUUUGCAUUCCUAUUAGGCAGGUCAGAUCUAGUAUAUCCCAUUCCUUAUCUGGUUUGACUGGUGAGAGCAGCGCUGGAGAUCACCAAGAUUGUGGGGUGUCACCAAUGCUCCUCAUGGGUGAGCCUCCUUGGCAUUCUCCUGGUCCUGAAGGCUCAGUUGCUGGAGGCAGCAGAGAUAGCGCUCUCACACGAUACAAGGAGAAGAAAAAGAGAAGAAAGUUUGACAAGAAGAUCAGAUAUGCCUCUCGCAAGGCUAGGGCAGACGUGAGGAAGAGGGUCAAGGGACGGUUUAUAAAGGCUGGUGAAGCGUAUGACUACGAUCCACUAAGCCAAACUAGAAGCUACUGA
Messenger RNA from Miscanthus lutarioriparius, 1218 nucleotides. The record is from the annotation of a GenBank genome assembly. NCBI's taxonomy places the organism in Eukaryota, Viridiplantae, Streptophyta, Magnoliopsida, Poales, Poaceae.